This is a messenger RNA of Effrenium voratum, 285 nucleotides long. NCBI's taxonomy places the organism in Eukaryota, Dinophyceae, Suessiales, Symbiodiniaceae. The record is from the annotation of a GenBank genome assembly.
AUGCCGGAUGGAGAGGCAGAGCUGAGGUUGGACUGGGUGGACUCCUCCAUGUAUGACCAGGGCUAUGUGGAUGCCAUCAGGGACGAGGACCAAGCGGAGGCGACCGCCGAAGAAGCGGCCACAGAUGCUGAGGCCUCCAAGCUGGUGCCUCUGAACGCCUGCGUGGAUGCCUUCGCCGAGGCGGAGGAGAUGAAGGUGGAGAACGGCAACGGUGUGAAGUGCGACAAGUGUAAAGUGGCGGUGGACGCGCAGAAGAAGAUUGCCUCUUGGCAGAAGUCUUGUUGA